UAAUAAUCUAAUGAUUUGUGCAUGUGAAGAACAUAUUGAAUAAGUAGUAAAUUUGGAAUUGAUCAAUAAAGAAUAGUUGAAAGAUAGUUUUUUAAAGAAGAUACGAAAAAGAGAAAAUAAUGAAUUGGCUUAUAAUGAAAGGAGAAAAAGUAAAAUCACUUGAAUUAUUUUCUCUUAGAAAUUAAACUUUAGUAAUAAGCAAGGCCUAAAUUUGAAGAUUUAAUUUGUCCAAUAUGUCUAGAAAUCUUUUAAAAAGUUUCAACAACCUAAUGUGGGCAUGCAUUUUGUGAAAUGUGUAUAUUUGAUAGUUUAAUGAGGAAGGCAGUAAAUAGUUAUUUUAAUAAUAGGAAUGUCCUGUUUGUAGAGUGAAAAUUAAAACACACUCUUUCUAAUAUUGUAAAAGUUUUGAUAAUAGAAUCAUAGAUUUAGUUAAUUAAUAUGGAGAUCAAACAUAAAUUGGACAUUUUAAAAAUAGAUAACAAGAAACAGAAUAAUGGAAUAAAUCUAAAUAGUAUAAGAAUAUAUCUAAAUUAGAGUAGAUAACUUUGUAAUCAAUUAGUAAGUUGAUAUAAUGGAUUAAUAAUUUAUAUGGUGUGUAGCAACAAUAAAAUAAGUUAGUAAAAAGGAAUUAUUUAUUCAUUAUAAUGAAUGGGGAAAGGAGUAUGAUGAAUUUAUUCCAUUGAAUUCAAAUAGAAUUGCCCCAUUAGGACUUUAUACAAGUAGAGAGGACAUUCCAAAAUAUUAACCUGAAUAAAGAUCAUUUUAAGAAAUCUUAGAAUUUAUAAAUUAGCAUGGAGAUCUUUCAAAUUAAAAUACAUAACAUGAAUGA
Molecule: messenger RNA, 829 nt
Organism: Paramecium sonneborni
Lineage: Eukaryota; Ciliophora; Oligohymenophorea; Peniculida; Parameciidae
Source: the annotation of a GenBank genome assembly